GCGCACCUUGCAGUGAACGUCAAAUGAGCUGCGAGCAGCAUCUCUUGGACUAAUUCCGUAAAACUGUGUCACUUGACAUCGAUGGAGUCAAAUGUGACUUGAGGCUUUUUUCUGUCAAUCAGGACCCUCUUCGAUACAACAAUACCUGGCACUCGUGACUGAUCCUAAGGAGCGUGUGACCAGGAGACCGUACUACCCAUCAGAAGAUGGGGGAGUUUGCCAGCAGCAGCGGAGGGGGAGGAGGAGCCCUCGACAGAUGGGUGUGUCCCAAUGACCGCCAGCUGGCCCUACGAGCAAAGCUGGGCACAGGGUGGUCGGUACAUACUAAUCGUAUGGCACAGUUCCACAAGAACGACCAGCUGAAUCUGGACGAGCAGGAGCAGAUCAUGCGUGUCAUCAACCGUGCAGAUUAUCUCGAACAAGUCGAACAGGAGAGGAUUGGACGUCUGGUGGACAAGCUGGACAACAUGAGGAAGAACUGUAUCGGUAACGGAACCACCCAGUGUGUCCUGUGUGGGGACGAGUUCGGACUUCUUGGAGCAUCACCCACCUUCUGUGAUUCCUGUAAAAAGGCGGUGUGUUCCAAGUGUGGGGUGGACACCUGGAGUGGGGGCAAGCAGCAGCUGUGGAUAUGUAAGAUCUGCAGCGAACAGCGCGAGGUGUGGAAGCGAUCUGGUGCUUGGUUUUUCAAGGGCCUACCCAAGUAUGUGAUCCCUGAGAAGAUCAAGUCGGAGGGGAGCAAGUACCAGCGAGGUGGACGGACGCAGCAGCUGAGGCAGUCAACGAAGGGGCGUCCAGGGACUCAGUUGCGGGACUCCUACACCUGGCAUCGAGCCAGGGGCAGCUCAAGUACAGCCAGCUACGGGGAGAGCAGCGACCAGGAGUCCUCCAGCAGCUCCGAAGACGAGUACAACAUCGCCAAGCCAAAGUCCAAGAGAGGCGGAGAGUCAGAGAGUGACAACAUGAGCAUGGGAAGUCGGGGCAGUGCCCCCCACCUGUACGGGGUCCAGAGUCUGGCUGACAGCAAGAACAGCAUCACCAGCAGCAACUACCACGGGGGACACUGGAGCGCUACGGAGAGUAGCCGUGGAGACGAUCUCCAUGACGACUCGGAAAACGAUAACAAUAGGUUUAGCCGCCAGGGUUCCAUGCAGUCUGGCCAUGAAAUGACCAGUCGUCUUGCGGCUCGCCACGAGGAGGAUGCUGAUAUUGACUCUGCUGUGGACAGAUAUAUCAAGACGUCGCAGCAGGACGACUACGAUGAUCAGGUGUCUUCACCAGAUAGUGAUGGUGUGACGUGUACUUGCAGCCUCACUCGCACGCUUGAGUUCUCCCUGCUGUACGACUCCGUCAACAACGCCCUCUACUGCACCAUUGUCAGGGCAAGGGGUCUGAAAGCUAUGGACUCCAAUGGGUUGUCCGACCCCUACGUCAAACUGCACCUUCUCCCUGGGGCAAACAAGUCCACCAAGAUGAGGACGAAGACAAUUCACAAGACUCUCAACCCAGAGUGGAAUGAAACGCUCACAUACUACGGCAUCACAGAGGAAGACUGUCUCAAGAAGACUCUCAGACUGUCUGUACUGGAUGAAGAUGCAUUUGGGUUCGACUUCAUUGGCGAGACGAGAGUCCCGCUGAAGAGGAUCAAGCCGCACCAGACGAAGCAGUGUAACAUCUACCUGGAGAAGCAGCUUCCGCUGGAGAAAGAUGAUGAUCUGAUCGCUAUCCGUGGCAAGCUUCUGAUGUCCUUGCGAUACUCUACAUCAAAACAAGCUCUGAUUGUCCGCAUCAUACGCUGUGCGGAGCUGGCAGCCUGUGACACUAAUGGCUACUCCGACCCAUAUGUCAAAGUCUACCUGAAGCCUGACAGAGACAAGAAAUCCAAGUUCAAGACUGCUGUGAAGAAAAGAACGCUCAAUCCAGAAUUCAACGAGGAGUUUGUGUACGAGAUCCGCCACAAUGACGUGGCCAAGAAGACACUUGAGAUUACUGUGUGGGACAAGGACAUUGGCAAGGCGAACGACUUCAUCGGUGGAGUUCAACUUGGCAUUAACACUAAGGGAGAUCGGCUCAAGCACUGGUUCGAAACAUUGAAGAACCCAGACCGCGAGUUCCGCCGCUGGCACAUUCUGUCAGCCGAGUUGACACCUGAGCCGGAUGAAUAUUAGAUGGCAUUCCGUUACCAUGACAACAUGGCCUUCAUGAACUUACAGCGCGCUUUCACAGUAGACAAGGCUAGAUGCACACAUGAUGACCAGCUCUUGCUUGGAGUGGAGGACACAGGAUUGUCUCCCCUUAGACCAUCAUCCUUCACAGCAGUAACCUCCCCUGGAAAUUCAAUUUCAUCAUGAAUAUGAUAUUUUGAUUGGCUGUAUAGUUUCAGAUAUUAUCUGUCAUUUAACAUCAAGCAUUUAGGAACAGUAGGUUUAAUAAAUGUCCUGGAAAAAGUGACCAUUUUGGGACAUUUUAUAAGUACUGUCUCUUGACAUCAAUCCCUGUCAAAAACAUCAGUGAAAUGAGAGUUAUCAGGUGAUGAAAUUAAGAUCAUCGACAUAUGAUUAUAUUCAAGUGCUUAUAUGUUUGAAAGCGAUAUGAAAGGUCUAACCUCUACUUGCAUGCAUCUUCUAUGCAUGCAGCUUGACUCCUGAGAGUUUCUAGGACUUCUGUCCUGCCCCACAACAAAGCACAUGUGAUACAUGUGGUCUCACCUUAGGCAAGUGAGUUUGUUCAA
Haliotis rubra (blacklip abalone) is the source of this 2731-nucleotide messenger RNA. Its product is annotated as double C2-like domain-containing protein beta. Gene Ontology annotation, cellular component: membrane. Gene Ontology annotation, molecular function: small GTPase binding. NCBI's taxonomy places the organism in Eukaryota, Metazoa, Mollusca, Gastropoda, Lepetellida, Haliotidae. The coding region runs from base 207 to 2168 and encodes 653 amino acids. The record is from RefSeq and is a predicted model, not a curated record. Gene Ontology annotation, biological process: intracellular protein transport. The transcript has 18 exons.